This is a messenger RNA of Monosiga brevicollis MX1, 8328 nucleotides long. RefSeq lists its product as uncharacterized. The record is from RefSeq and is a predicted model, not a curated record. Gene Ontology annotation, molecular function: protein binding. Lineage: Eukaryota; Choanoflagellata; Craspedida; Salpingoecidae. The transcript has 11 exons. The coding region runs from base 1 to 8328 and encodes 2775 amino acids.
AUGGCCGUGGCAGCACAAGGCCACCGCCUGUCCUCGCUCAGUCUCCUCGCUCUGGUCGUUUUCCUCUCCUGCUUGGCGCCGGGUCGAGCGCAGGCCUGUACCGAGUGCAUUCGCUCCCCAGCAGCCAACGAAACGUUUUACCUUGAUGAUCCCAACGGAAUUGUCUGGCACACCACCAACGCCACUGAUCGCAGCGUGAUUGUUCGCCUUGCCAAGGCCGAUGCCAACUCAGCCUCGGGCUACAGCGAUGUCCUUUACAACGGUGAACCCAUUUUGCGCGAGACGGUGACGCAGACACUCGGUCUCAACCAGCUGGUGCACACUUUCACCGUCGACCCUGGCACCAACUUUGUCAUCCUUGUCACUGACGCCGUCACCAACGAAAUUUUGCUCGUCUCCGACCCCUUUGAGAUUGAAAUCGACCCGGGUAAUGUCAUCAGCAUCCCACUUCCACCCGAGGGCGCCGUGAUGCAGCUCGAUCAAGAGUUUCGACUCGUCGUGAAAAACCUUGAAAAUAGCGCUUAUCAGAACGAUACCUUGAUUUUCGCCAUCAUCUGCAUCUUUGAAAACGGAACCAAAGCUAGCUUGUCGAAGUGGGGCGUCAUUCGCUCUUCCAUCGAUGCUAGUGACGCUAAGGUUGAAGAUGCAGAUCGGUCUGUUGCGUACACAAGGUUGCCAAUCACCAGUUUUCGCUUUGCCGUGCUGUUGGACGGCACGGUUGUAAGCGAUGGCCAUGACUGGUACUUUCCAAUGUUCUUUGCGGAUCCCCUUUCCCUGCCCACCGUCCUGGAGCCCGGUUCUGUUUUUAACAUCACCAUCCGUUCUCUGCAUUUGAUGGGCAACGACGUACUGCUUCGACUCGAAAGCCAAUCCAACCCAAACAUCCGUGAGACUACCGUUCUCGCGAACCCAGGAGCCAGUCGCACCUAUCAAUGGACUGUCCCUCACCUUCCUGCUGGCAACGACGAGUACGAACUCUACAUGAUCGUCGCCGCCUUUCCCGCGAAAGGAUUUACGAUCGAGAAUGACCUGACCCUGGCUGACACUCACACGCUGACGAGCUCCAAUGUGCCCUGGCAGCGUUGUCAGUUGGCUGUUGCCAGCUGGACGGCGCUGCGCUUGGGCCCUUUCACCGCCUCCCUGCGAUGGGUCUAUGAUCAUGCUGCACAAGCAUCUGAACAUGUUCUGACUCUAGUCAGUGGGACCCCCGACUAUGCGCUGGCUACCAUGCUCCCCGCUCAGUUAGCACUGGGGGAUCACUAUCUCCUACGCAUCGCCCAGGCAGAGAACAGCGGCGUUUUUACAGACGUGCUCGAAGCUCUCUCUGUGCUCGAUGACGCUUGUCGCAACACGUCCUGUGGUGGUCGGGGCAACUACACAAAUGGCCGGUGCAUAUGCCCUGCAAGCCAUUAUGGGCCCGACUGCGAGACAGAGGCCUUCCCCACUCUUGUUGGGUUCUUGCACCAGCCACACCAGGCGCUGCGCGAGGGUGAUGCAAGCAAAGUCAUGAUUCUGAAUAACAUGACUUUGGAGGCCUGCAUCAAUGCAUGUGCGCGCACGGACGAGUGUAUUGCCGCCACCUACGCGCAAGGUUGGACCGAUGCCGCCCUACAGUGCCGGCUGGUGGUCAACAUGAGCUUGGCAAGCCUGGCGUCAAUCGAGCGAUCGAGUGUGGUGUACGAUAUGUUUACCAAACACCCGUGCAACGUGGACAACUGCUCGCUCUGCACAAGCGACGGUGACACCUGCCUUCGCUGUUCCAGCCCAAUGAGGUUGUGGGAUAACCAAUGCCUUGUCGACUGUCCGCCUGGGACGCAUCUUGACAUCGAUUCACUUACCCAUGGAGAAACGUGCACGCCCUGCCCACCGGGCACCUUUGCACCCGUUGCAAAUGCCGCAGCUUGUGUGGAUGCGGCCACCUGCGCACCUGUUGGCAUGCAAUAUGAAGCUCGCGAGCCCACUCCCUCGUCAGAUCGCAUCUGUCUCAAUGUAACCGUCUGUGCCGCUCAUGAGCGACCCAUCAUCUUUGCUACCGAGGACACGGACAAUGUUUGUGCCAAUGCCGCCGUUCCUGUCGAGUUUUACCACCCAACGCUGGGGUUCAAAUUGGGUACCAGUAGCUUUGAUCACCGCUCUGGCCGCUCGACUCAAAAUCUGACCCUGCCGUUGCAAUCCCCGCUUGGUGCCACUGGCUCAUUGACCGCCCACCUUGGUCGAACCAUGACCACCUUGGACGUGGGCAGCCGACCACCUUUGGCCAAUGUUGCCACCACGGCGCACUUGCUUGCCAACCCGGCGCGUCUCUCCGCCGACCGUCCCGUCCAAGCCUUUCUUCAAGGUGUCUGGAACGAUACCGGUGCUUGGGUCCGAGAUGGUCAUGUGUUGAGCGCUAGCUUGAGCCCGAUUGACUUUGUCGCAGCGGAUCUGCAAGCCACUUGCACCAGCGACAUCCGUGGCGGGUGUCAAGUCACGUUUGCCGUGCCGGCUCCAUGGUUCGCUGAUGCUGGGGGACUGGUUCGCUCGGCGGCUCUCAGGAAUGCCGAUGGCACGCUUGCCGCCCAUAUCUCGCUGUAUCCCAGUGUCAACGCGAGUGCGCAGCCCGAGGCGACGGCCGCCGGUAUUGUAGCCAUCGGACAGAUGCGUCGUGCGCGCCCAGGUACGACCUACGACGUCACCUUUCGUGUCGUCGUGCCUCACAACAGAAAGCUGGGUGGUUUGACACUUUCAAUCGUGUCCCCCGACACCCUGGUUGUGGAUUUGCGUGCGGCCACCGUGACUAAGCUCUUCUCGGACCUGACGCUGCAGAGCGCUGCCGGUAAUGGUACCCGGCUGGUGCUAGCGGGUGUCUUUGCAACGGCACCAGAAGAGCGCGUCAUUGAGCUGGUGCGCAUAGCUUUUCCCGUGGCAUCGCAGGCUGAAGCUGGUCCGCUGGUCCUUAAUAUGACACUUGUCAGCCUGGUUGAUGAUGCAGCCAAUGAACUGGUGGCCGAUACACCCAUAGCGGUCUUGGAUGCAGCAGACUCGCUGGCUGGACUGUCGAGCACGGUGCGAAGCGAUGGUCGCUUACGCAUUCUGCUAGACAGCGAGGAACCCGUGGCUGUCUUUGUGGCAGGAACCGACCAGCCGCAUCACCUCAAUUGGGCGCAGCUUGAGGCUGGGGCCACCCCGCCUCAGGGUAACCUGCAAUCACGCACACUGUCAUCUUGGGGGGCGGAGACAGCUCCAGCUCGACACUGCACCAGCAACGAAGACUCGCUCACGCUUGCCCCGGGUUGUGACACAUGGAUUGCAACGGCCAACACGAGCGGUGUCGUGACCAUCAAUGUUUCGGCCGGCAGUUUGACGGCACAGGUUCGACUUGACGUGGUUGGGCCCACCUUGCCGUUGACCCUCAUGGCACUGCACCCAGCGACGGCUUUUGCCCGCUCCAGCGUGGAGUUGCGUGCCAUUAACGGAACAGAUCUUUUCCAGGUGGCGGACUUGGUAUUAAGCACGCGCUGGCGUGGCUUUGCGACCAACGUUCAGCUACCCAUUGGUAGCACUGGUCGUCAGCUCGUUUGCAUCGGUGACGACGUCGGUCUUCGUCUCGUUAACGAUACCAUUUCCGUCUCUGCACCUGGUAUCUGUCGACUAGCAAUACACGUUGAUGGGCAAGCCAUUAGUACCGAAAUUGUCCUCACAGUUAACGACACCAACCCUGUUCAACCUCGCGGCGUUAUUGCGCAUGUUGUGACGGGGCUGGAGUCCGAAGAUCCAGCCGUUUGGUCUAGUUACACUGACGUUAGCACUGCAGCAGUUUGGCCCAAUGCAAACUUUUCAAAGGAGGGUCAGCAGGGCCGCCUGGCUGUAUACGGCGCACUGAGCGACGGCAGCAUCCUGCCCCUGUCUUUGGGCACCGGGCCGAACACGGUAGUCCCUAGCCUGCGUCAAGCCGCAGCGGGCGUCGUCCAGCUGGCUCUUGACACUUAUCGUGUCGACAGCAACGCCCCAAACGCGUCUCUUGACUCCGCAUGGUUGGGCGCUUCAAACACAACUGUGGCUCGCGGGGAGGUUCGGUUUCAAAUUGCACUGCCGGCUCCGGUGAGCCUGGAGCUUUUUGUAUCAGACGUGCAAAUUACCCGCAACGGCAGCGUGGCCGCGCGCUUGGGGGUGGCAACUCAAAUCACCGUAACCGUGAUCGUACACUACGACGAUGGUACCCAGCGUGCCGUGCCCAGCACGGACGACCGACUCUCACUCGCAGUAGACGCUGGUCAAGCCAUGGUGAGCGGGGCGGAACUUCGGCUCGUUGCAUCGGCUGCGCCCGGCCCCUUUAUGCUACGGGCCAACUUCAGCCAUGGCAACCUUGCGACGAACCAAACCCUGACAGCAGUUGAGGCGGUCGCGCUUGCAGGACGGCUGCGCCGCUUUCCCGUGCCAACCGAUGUCAAUGUGACCAGCCUCGCUCGAAUCGGUGCCACGGCGAUCUGGCAGCAGGCCCGCGUGGAGGUCGAUGCUGUCCUGUCCGAUGGCUCACGCAUAGGCGUGUCGCAUCGUGAUGACGUCGCCGUCGUAUCUGCGACGCCUGAUCGGGUACAAGUGUCUUGGCUCUCAAAUUUGUACGUGGUGACGCGUUCACCCGGUGGGGCAUUUGGCGCGGCUCAGAUCUACAUGUCUCUGGAUACGCUGAAUGCCACGCUAUCUUUGACUGUUCUUGACUCGGCCGUUGCGGUUGCGAGCAUUACGGGUCUUAGUUUCCCAACAACGUUUACUGGUUCGGUCGGCACCCAAGCUUUGCCAUCAUGUUCUGUCACGCUUGAGGAUGGCAGCGAGUUGCCCGCCAGCUUCCUCUUUGACGAGACGACGGGUCACCUGUUGCUUCCUGGCCUGUUUGAGUUUGGUGUUUCGAACACUGCCAGUGUGACUGUCAACGCCUCGUCGGGCCUCGCGACCCUUCUGGACAACGACAUUGUGUCCAAUGCGUAUGGUGUUCAAGCUGUGCGUGUCGAUGCCGAACCCGGGGUACGGGAGGCCGUAAGUUUUGCUGCCAACCUGGCAGCUGCGCCAGGUUUGGCUGAUAUCGGCGCCCAAAGUGGCAUCCCAUUACCCACGCUUUCGGUGGGCGACGUGGUGGACGUGCCGCUGCUAUUGCAUUUUGGCGCCGUGGCGGUGGAGGGGGCUGCUGCUUCUCUUAGCAUCUUUUACAACGCCACGGCUUGGACUGUGCUGGACGUGGUUGCUGCGCCGGCGUUUGCGGGUAUCGUGGCCGCCAACGGUCGCUCCACUGGCGUUGUCAACGCCACCGCCAUUCUUCAAGGAUCGACCGGCGUGUCCGGUCUGCAGCCAGUGCUGCUUCUGACCCUGCGGGCUGAGGUGGCUGGGGAUGCAGCGCUCAGCGUGCGUGUGCUCUCAUUCACUAAUCAGGAUCAGGCCCCGAUUGGAGACGCGGUGCUUCCAGCUCUCGCACCCGCCGCGGCGGUACAGGCCCGUGUCACGCCGGCGGUUCUUCGCCGUCGCCGCGCCCUUACCUGUUCCCAGACCGAAGCAACGGCCACGUGUCCUGCCUCACGACCGGCGGGUGAUGCAGAUGGCAACUGUUGCCUUACGCCAUUGGAUGUCUUGUAUCAGCUUGAUUAUAUCGUGCUCGCCGAGCUGGGCACCCCGUUGGCGGUGGAAGCAUUCCAGCUGGCGGGACUGGAUGCGGAUUUGGAUGGUGUUGUUGCACUAUCGGAUGCCCUCCUCACGCUGCGGGCGCAGGCUGGCCUCCUUGCCUUUGCGAGUGAACCUUCCGUGGCCGUGCCUGCCUUUGACGGCUCAGGCUCGUGCAUGCUCCAGGUCAAUGUGACCCUGUCGGCGGCACAAGACACAUUUCUGGCUGUGGGCGAGACUUUUGUGGUCUUUAUCCUGCAGGCGCAGCAAGACCAAGAGCUUGCGGACGGUUUGAGUGCUAGCUGGGUCCACCGGGGUACCUUGCUAGAGCCGCAGGCCGGAAGCUCAACGACCGCCCAGUUUAUCAGAGGCGAAUUACUCGAAACGCAGGGCAUGACUCGUGCCGUUUUUGGGGUUGAGUUGGACAGCCGUCUGAGCCUGGCACAAUUGGGAAUAUCUUAUUUUCAGGGCAGCAAUGCAACCCUUGAGCGGCAGGCUGCCAACCUCGGCCCUUGGGCACGAGACAGCAGCUCAGCUGAGUUGUACGCUGCGCAAUCAGUGCAGCUGAUGCUACCCACCGGGGUCAUCGAGCGCGUCGUCUCGCCCUAUGCACCCCCGAUUGUGGUCAACCACACAUCCUCAAGCGCGACAUGUCGGGCAGCGCGCCGGUGUGGAGCAGGGGAAUACACGGCCGUGAAUGCCACGUUGACUUCGGAUCCCGUGUGCCAACCAGGACGAACCUGUGCGGCGUUUGAGUUUGAGACGUCGCCAUUGCGGGAGUACGAGAAUCGCAUCUGUGCCAAUGCUAGCGUGUGCGACGCGACCAGCCAGUUUAUUGCGGCGCCGUUGACGGCAACCACAGAUCGCACGUGUGCUACGGCCACACCCUGCAAAGCACACGAAUACCAAACCAUGCCCAAGCAGGCAGAGACAGAUUUUAGCUGUGCCAAUGUGACGGAAUGCAGAGUCGGGGAAUACACGUCUGCUUCACCGACAGCGACGUCAAAUCGUGUUUGCCAGGCCAUUGUCACGUGCGGCCCUGAUGAGUAUGAAGUGACAGCGCCCACCAACACCUCGAACCGCGUUUGCGAGCAGGUGCCAAUGUCAACGCCCCCAGCUCGGACGGUACCGUCAAGCAAUAAUCGCACCUCGGCCACUGGCCUGAUCAUCAUGGGUGCCGUGCUGGGAGGCUUACUGCUUUUGUUUUUGCUGGCACUUCUCAUUCUAUGGUGCUGGCGUCGACGCCGAGCGAAAAAGCCAAGUAAACCUGCGGAGACGGGGGAUUUGCAGCUAUCGCCGCUGGAAAUCGAGCAGAUUGAGUUGGAUAAGCAGGGAUUCUCGUCACGAGGAUCAUUUUAUCGACGCAUGUCUGAGCUGCCGGAAGCCGAACGCCGCGCACAAUUGACCCGUCUUGAGGGGGGCACAAAUCAUCGGCACUCGCUGCGGCUCGAGGAUGAUUUGGACAGCUUCAAGCCACUGACCUUGCAGGAGACUGAUACCAACCGUUUGGCCAUGACCAAUGUCACGUAUGAGGAUGUAGAGGGCGAAGCCGAACAAGCCAACCCGGCAUAUGGGGCCGCCUUGGGGGAGCAGGUCAAUCCGGCGUAUGGUACAGCAUUGGCUAGCGGCUUGGCAAAUCAGAACCCAGCGUAUGCACAGUCCGGCACGCCGGACGGCAAUCACGCCUAUGACACGGUGCCUGGUGCUCGCCUCGAUGCGCAGUACUCGGAGAUUGAGGGCGCAUCCGAGCAAGUUAACCCGGCGUAUGGCCGCACACCGGACCAGGGUGCGGCUCACUAUGAGGUAAUUCCCAGAACUCGGCCAACCCUACAACGCCAAUCUGCCUCAAAUGCAUCUGAGCCCGCAUAUAUGGACAGCCACAGCCUGAGCUAUGACGAGAUCACGUUUUGUUCUGGCAACACCAAGCGGCGCACGCGCGUCAUUGCUGCGGGCAUGUACGAAGAUAUCGAGUCUGGAAACAUUCUCGUGACGGCGACAAAGGAGACGCGUCGAGCGUUUGCAGCAGAUGCCACAAACGUGUCGCAUUAUGACUUGGUGCCCGCUGCCCGCAGCGGGCCUGGGUAUGACGAGGUGCCCGGGCAGCGUGCGCAAUACUUUGAUCCUAAGACUUUGAGCUCAGGUUCGCAAGGGCCGGCUUACUUUGACCCCGCAAAACUGCGUUCACCUGCUCCGGAAAGCGAGCAGCCUACGAGCGGGCAGACGGAAUACCUGGACGUUCAACCCAACAAGACCUCGGACAAAUCUUUUGCCAUCGACUUCCGUGCAGGUUAUGACGUGCCUACCUUUGAGCCGGGGGACAACGGGGCAGGCGCUGGGCUGCCAAACGCCUCACCGAGACGGCCCGAGUAUGAUGAACCAUCCUUUGCUACGGAGGGUCUGUAUAGCGACGCGCAAACUCUAGGCCGUGACAGCGAGUACGAGAUGGUGCAGCCACAGGAGUACAUGGAAGUGCCACGUACCGCAAUCUUGCGCAAUCCCUUGUAUGCGGGGCUUUUGUGUGAUCAUGACAAGCAGGUGUCACGACAGAACUCUGAGCCGUCCCGACCCCCGUCACGCUCUCGGCCCCCUUUGAGCCGAGGCGACUCCGGGCUGACCCGGCAGCCAGCAGCAGCGCUCCACUCGGCAAUAGAUUAUCAGGAAAACAAGUCAGCCAGAGGUCAGCAGCAACAAGAGAACUGA